Messenger RNA from Labrus mixtus (cuckoo wrasse), 1863 nucleotides. It is a transcript of the gene sgce, whose product is annotated as sarcoglycan, epsilon. NCBI's taxonomy places the organism in Eukaryota, Metazoa, Chordata, Actinopteri, Labriformes, Labridae. The record is from RefSeq and is a predicted model, not a curated record. The transcript has 13 exons. Gene Ontology annotation, cellular component: membrane; sarcoglycan complex. Bases 100 to 1536 code for a protein of 478 amino acids.
GGAGGCGGAGGAAGGAAUGCUGCAGGAUGCUUAUUAUUAUGGCUGUCAGACCCAGUGGCGAUUAGAUGUAACAUCCCUUUUCAUGUCAGAUUUACAAGGAUGAUAAGCACCAUGUCCGCAGCAGGUGUCGCGGUGUGGCUUAGUACGGUUUACAUUGUGCAUGCCUUUGAUGCCAAAGACAUCGCUUUGCAUGAGAGAACUGUCCGUAUGGAGCGAUCCAUGGGCUCCAAGCAGAGAACAGCCCACAACAGAGAUGUGGUCACCAUCUUGUCGAGGUCCCAUGCAGACCGCAACGUUUACCCGUCUGCAGGCGUGCUGUUCGUCCAUGUUCUGGAGAGAGAGUACUUCAAAGGAGAGUUUCCUCCGUACCCAAAAUCAGGUGAUGCCAGCAGCGACCCGAUCACUUUCAACACUAACCUGAUGGGCUACCCGGACAGGCCAGGCUGGCUGCGCUACAUCCAGAGAACCCCGCACAGCGACGGGGUGCUCUAUGGCUCACCCAUGGGAGAACACGUCGGCAAAGCCACCGUCAUAGAGAUUACUGCCUAUAACAGACGCACUUUCGAGACGGCACGGCACAACUUGGUCAUAAACAUCAUGGCUACAGAAGAGUUUCCUCUGCCCUACCAGGCUGAGUUUUACAUCAAAAACAUGAACGUGGAGGAGAUGCUGGCCAGUGAGGUGCUGGGGGACUUCCUGGGAGCGGUAAAGAACGUGUGGCAGCCUGAGCGUCUCAACGCCAUCAACAUCACCUCUGCGCUGGACCGAGGCGGCCGGGUUCCCCUGCCCAUUAACAACCUUAAAGAAGGAGUGUACGUGAUGGUUGGUGCUGAUGUUCCUUUCUCGUCUUGCCUGCGCGAAGUGGAGAGUCCUCAUAACCAGCUGCGCUGCAGUCAGGAGAUGGAGCCUGUCAUCAGCUGUGACAAGAAGUUCAGAGCUCAGUUUCACAUUGAUUGGUGUAAGAUUUCUCUGGUCGACAUCAACAAAGUGGUCCCGGUGUAUGUUUCCCGCCCUGACCCCGGCACAGGGAUCCUGCCUGAGUUUGCACCGUACGACCCCCCCUCUGAGUCUCUGAAGAGCAGGGACUACUUUUCAGACUUCCUCAUCACGCUGGCUGUUCCCUCCGCUGUGGCACUAGUCCUCUUUUUCAUCCUCGGCUACACUAUGUGCUGCAGACGAGAAGGGGUGGAAAAAAGAAACAUGCAAACACCAGACAUCCAGCUGGUUCACCACAGCUCCAUCCAGAAGUCCACCAAGGAGCUGCGUAGCAUGUCUAAGAACCGGGAGAUCUCCUGGCCCCUCUCUACUCUGCCUGUCUUCAACCCAGUCAGCGGGGAGGUGGUGCCACCAAUCCACCCUGACAACUACGAGACGACCAGCAUGCCUCUCAUGCAGACACAGACGAAUCUGCAAAACCAGAUUACGAUACCACAGCAACGGCCAUCAGGAGAGAAUUAUGUCAUGUCGACAUUUCGAAGACUGGAGGUAAAUGGUAUUCCUGAGGAAAGAAAGGUGGCUGAAGCGCUGAAUUUGUGACCAGAAACCAGUGUUAAAGCCCUCUUCAAUUCCAUAUCUCUAUAGUUUUUUCUAACAAUUGUGCCAAUCUGCAUGCCUGAAGUGUUUGAUCAUUUACCGUCCAUGUGCACUUACACCUUGAAGAGUGAGAGUGAACAAGAAUAAGAAAAAGAGCCUAGCUGACUAUAGAGUAUUUUUUAAAUAUAUGGGUACAUUUUAAAAUUAUGUUAGUAUUUCUACUUGCUUUGCACAAUGGACCUCUUAGAGGAAAAGGGAAUUUUACAGGGAAAUGGUUUGUUGUAUGUUAUUAAUUAUAUGUAAUUUGACAUGAUAAAUUCUUUCAAAAAU